This is a messenger RNA of Ruditapes philippinarum (Manila clam), 9283 nucleotides long. RefSeq names its product period circadian protein homolog 2-like. The coding region runs from base 143 to 4279 and encodes 1378 amino acids. The record is from RefSeq and is a predicted model, not a curated record. Lineage: Eukaryota; Metazoa; Mollusca; Bivalvia; Venerida; Veneridae. Gene Ontology annotation, biological process: circadian regulation of gene expression; negative regulation of transcription by RNA polymerase II; entrainment of circadian clock by photoperiod. The transcript has 24 exons. Gene Ontology annotation, molecular function: transcription cis-regulatory region binding; transcription corepressor binding. Gene Ontology annotation, cellular component: cytoplasm; nucleus.
AUUAUGAUCGAUUCCGACAUAAAAAUCUGCCCAAUGGCAACUCGUGUUACAAAAUGACGAUGUAAACUAAUAAUUGACAAACAUUGAUGUCUACCGCUGUGAAAAUAAAUGCAUGCAUUAAGAGCUAGUCCUGUCCAUUGCUAUGGAAGAAAAUGUUAAAAAACCUGUUGAAAAUGUUAAUGAACAAGAUGUACAACCAAAACAUGUCGGAAGCAAUUGGAAACCCAGAACUGGGCAAAUAGAAGAUAAAAGGGAAUCAAGCUCAACCUCCAGUUUCUUCAGUGGCAGUAAUUUUACUAUGUCCUGUAGCGGGGUUGACACUCAGGAGGAGAAUGAGCCGUCUACUAGUGGGUGCAGUUCUUUCCUGGCACAUACGGAAAAGGAGCGCAGUAAGGCUAAGAAGAAAGAGAGAGUGAAGGAAUAUUUGAAAGAACUCAAAUCUAUCGUUCAGGCCAAAGGCGAGGGUCGAGUAGGAACCUUGUCAACUUUGCAACAUGUUCUCUCUAGUAUGCGUAAAAUUAAAGAUGCUAAAGAAAAGAGCAGAACACAGAAGAAAGUUUUACCUGACCUGGGAGAGGAUCAGUAUAUGGGACCACCUGCCGAUCUGUCGCACACAGUUUAUGAAUCUGACUCUCACGAGAGUCUUACGUGCGAGUCUCUCAAGUCAAGUGAUGAGCUGCGUGUUAUUAUAUCUUCAAGUGAUCACAUUGUCAGGGCAGUGUCGGCCAACAUGAAAUACGUACUUGGCUAUCCUAAGGAAAGCUGGAUUGGAAGGUCAUUUGAUGAUUACGUUCAUAAGAAAGACCUCAUAACGUUUGUGAGCUUUCAUCGUACACCUGAUGAUGGCACUGAAGUUUCAGAUUCGGAAGUCACAGGGGAAUCAAAGAUCUUUUACUUCAGGCUCAGGAAGUUUAAGAGUCUUGGGUCAUCGGGCUUUAGUUUGCGUAAACAAGAUUAUUACACUCCGUUUCAAUGUACGUUCACGCGAAAGAAAAUGACCACGAGUGAAGUUGCAAGAAUGGGCACGUAUCCAAGUUGGUAUGAAUCGACAUCAACGUCAGUAAAUUCUGGUUCACCUGACGCGAUACAGAUGACGUCAGAGUCGUCAUCUGUCGGUUCUCAAGGGGAGAAGAAAUGUACUGAGGAGAAGAAGUUGUACACAAUCAUGUAUUGUGUUCCAUUAAUGUCUCCAUAUUCAGAGAGUGGUCUGUUACCAGAAGUAAAGACAUUUGAGACAAGACAGACAUUAUUUUGCAGUUUCUGCCAUAUUCAACCAAAUACAAUACCAUUACUUGGUUACCUUCCUCAAGAGAUGAUAGGAGUGUCCAUUUUCGAAUUCUUUCAUAAUGACGAUCUAUCUAGACUGUUUAACAUCUAUACUAAAGUAAUAGCUUUAAAAGGAGUGCCAUAUAAGAGUGGGCCAAUCAGAUUCCUGGCCAAGAAUGGCAGCUGGAUUUCCUGUGUGACAGAGUGGUCAAGCUUUGUAAACCCGUGGUCAAAACGACUGGAAUUUAUCAUUGGGAAACAUACUGUUGUUAAGGGACCAGACAACACAGAUGUUUUUAGUGAGAAUUUCCACCACACAAGUAGAAUAGAGGAAGACUCUGAAGCUAUCAGGCUUGCACGACAGAAGAUAAAAGACUUGCUGUUACAGCCUGUAGAGACAGUCUAUAUUGGUAAUAAUGGAGACAAAACAGCAGCAAAAAGUGGCGGGAAAUCUGUGGCAAUUGUUGAGGAGAAGGAAUCCACCGACACUGAGCAAGUUAUUCCCCAAAAUGAACACAAGACGAUAUACGCGAGUGAACGUGAAAAGUCAGCCAUGCAUGGCACUGGUGUACUGUUUAAGGAGAACUCAAUAAGUCGGGCCUAUGAUCAGCUGAAUUAUACCAAUUGUAUAAAAAAAUUUUUGCUGAGUCAACCUAGAAGUUUCUCAAGUGACUCGGACCCAAAGAAGAGUUCUUCAGAAGAUGGUUUUGACGAGGAAAUGAAUUCAAAUGGUAAAUCUAUUGAGAGUUGGUUAGCGACCAGUUUUGAUGACCUGAUCGGCACGAAAAGUUUACAUCGCACAUCAGAUGGAUCGCGAAGCCUGCCAGCUUUGAACGAUGAUUUUUGGAAAAAACGCAUAAUUCUAUCCGAUUCCGACUUUGACUUUGACAUCAGCGUUCCUAAACCCCCGAGUUUUGGGAGUAGUACAAAGGUGUUGGUGUCGGAACAGGAACAUAGGGACAAUGAAACACUCCUGGAUCCCAUGGUUCUCAGAGAUCAGCUUCAGUUACCGUCAACUUUCGUUGAUUCCACAACCCCCUUGUCUCCAGUCAUCACCGCCCAGAGCACUAGAGACACCCCUGUCACGACAGAUCGGCCUGAAAUAAUGACUCUAACAAGAGAAUCACUCUGGAAACAUACGAUUUUACAAGAACAGUUAUAUAUAGCUACAGCCAGUCCAGAUCGUAACAUAUUAUUUGUGAACGAGGGUCGAGAAAUGGAAUAUCCUGGCGGGAAACGACAGAGACAUAGUUUAAAACGUUCUCAUUCUCCCGAUCAUACUAGUAUUGAUCGAUGUAAGACUGGUCGCCAUUCAAUGGAGAGUCAACCAGUCUCAGUAACGCAGUCCAUAAUGAACCCAGUUUUUCCGCUGUUAACCUACAAGACUGUAUUUACGGGUCCAAGACCGAAUAAAUAUUCAACAAGCAGUGAUAGGAUGAUGGUCCCGAUGCAGAUGUAUCCGAUCGUCUCAAUACAAUCAGAUGACCACGUGAACGCUAGUCAUAUAGAUUCACAGAGCUCUCUACCGAGCAGUGCUUUCCCAUGCUCAUACGAUCAAAUAACUGGAAUGACGUUCAAGCCUCGUGUAAUGGUAGGAUUUCACCAGACAUCAACAGGUCAGUCUAGGAUGCCACUCGGUAUGCCAAUACCUGUGCAUCAGCUGAACAGCUAUGUGAUGCAGCAGGCCAACUCCAUGGUUCCUAAAUCUGUGUCUACAAGGCCUUCCAGACUAAAGCAAGAGAAGGCCAAGAGUCAGCUGCAGUCAAGCUCGGAAUCUUCGUCUACCGAAGAUACCAGUUCCACGUUCUAUCUGCUGGAAUCAUCAGAGAAUAAAAUGAAAUCAAAUCCAAUGUUACAGGCAUACAAUCAGCUAGUCAUGCAGUCUUUGGCCCAGCAGAUGAACCCGACGAAAGGAUUGGACCCGGCACCGUGGCUCCAGAAUCUGUGCUUCACAGACGGCUUGCAGAAUCGUUACCACAUGUACCGAGCAAAGCACAAGCGUCAGUUGAAAAAAGACCGCGAAGAUAUGGAAAAGAUUACGCAGCCCGAUUUGUUGAUGAGUCAGUUUGAAGAGUUAUUGUUAAAUACAGAACAUUCUCCCGGUUUUAUAAGAGAUCAGGAAUAUGACUGUUUGGCGUUUGAUGACGAGGUAUCUCAAAGUGUAAUGUGUUCGUGCGUCAGAGACACUUGCUGUAAAAACUUUCCAGAGGAUCAUGGGAUAUCGGACGCGCUGAAGCGGUUACGGAAACACAGUAAGAAAAAGGAAAAGCGCAUUAAGAAACCAUCACAGCAAAGUAUUCUUCAAAAUGCAGCCGUUCAAACAGAAGAAGACAUGUGUAAGAUGGAAGUAGACUCUGAUACAGGGGUGUCCGUCCAGCCCCAAAUCGAGGUGCAAGAAACGGACACUUUAGAAAACAUUAAUGAGUCAAAAAGCUGUAGUAGUAAGAGUGACUCUGGUGAGGCGGACAUUCGGUGCGAUAUGAGCUCAUCUUCUAUAAAUUCACUGAAUAGUAGUGACGUAACUCCUAGUGAUCAACGAAGUAAUAACGAAAAUGGUAGUUCUCUUAAAGAAUCUGACGGCGAUGCGAUGUCGAAAAAAUCUGACUCUAGUUCAAGUGAUAAACAAUUAUUAUCAUCGGAAUCGGAGUCGGAAUCCAAAAACAAAUGUUCAGAGGAUAUUUUUGAUAGGUUAUUUGCAUCUCUCGAUAUUUGUUUUCCACAUUUACAUAAAGACAAUGUGCCAUGGUUACUAGAUGUAGAAUUUAAUGAAGAAGUUGAGAUGAAUUAUACAAUUGAACCCAAAGAUAAAGAAUCUGUGCUAAGGAGUGAUUUAACUCAAUUGGAAUAUUUAGACGAACCAGAUAUGGUGCGAGCUCAGCUGAACGCACUUAUGGAGGAACUUGGUCAGGGUAAUUUAGAACUUGUUUCUAUUAUGUCAAACGGAGAGACGAAUAUGGACCAGUCGGAACCAGCCUUGGUUGAAAGUGUUGAUGGUAUGAAUGUGAAUAAUUAGGAAAUAUUUAUCCCCAUUCGAUUGAGUAAAUCUGGCAUAGUCUAAAACUCUCUAUGUUUUGAACAAAGUUGUCUCCAGAGGGGUUUUUUGCAUACUUUUGCUAUAUAUAUUUUUUCAUGAAUUUUGUACUUAGAUUUGAUAAUGCUUAUAAAAAAUUCUUUUAUUUGUGUUCAACAUGUGUGGAACAUGUGACAAUGCCUUACUUUUUUCAGUGGAUUAUUGUAUUUUUUAACAUUGUAUAAUACUGAUUUAUGUAGUUAAUUAUUAAAUAUUUUUAAGUCUUUCGCUGCGUAUAAGAUCUAUGUGAACACUUGUCCCACUAACAGUAUUAUCGAUUUGACAACUAAACCGAUAUACACAUUAUUGGAAUUUGAAAUAAUUUGAUUAACUUGUUUUCUUUUUAUGGUAUUUUAUUUAUUUUGCCUUUCAAGUUGGGGAAAAAAAUCAUUUUAGAUUAACUGUGUUCAUUUUCUUUCAUAUGAAAUUUUUUUAUACAUGAAGUGAAAAAAAACAACUUAAAAUAGUAAAUUUCUGUAAUUAAUAGAAAUGUCCAAAGCAAUGUCUUAUAUUAUACAAUUAAAACUCUAGCAGUGAAAUAGUUUGCUCAAUUCAAUUAAUAAUGAUAACAAAUGGUUGUGAAUCUGAUUUAUUAAAUUUUUAUCUAAUUUUCUUAAAGGGGAGUAACUCUAUAACUUAAUAAUUUAUUAAUAAAUUAACAAAUGCGUAAGUUUUCUUCCAUAGAAUACUUGUUAAAAUGGUGCUUAUGUAUUCAUAUUAUUAUAAUAACAGGUAUUUUGUAAAAGAAAUUGUUACUUCUCAUUGAAAACCAGGUUUUAAUGGCAUAAUGAUAGACAAACAAUGUGCUCAGUGACCUUUGAUCAUGCUGAAAAAUGUCGUAUUUUUCAUUUGUUAUAUUUUUCAUUUGUUUUCUAUCAAAGCAAGCACUUCACCAUUCAGUUAUAUAAUUUGAAAGAUUCCAGUACAUGUUUUCAGUAUUUUGUGUAUAUUUGCUAUUUGACUUUUAUUCUGCUGGAAGUGAAUGUGAUUAGUCUUUGAUAUUAUGAAAAUAAACUACCCAAGUUUAAAGCCCAGGUGCUAUGUUCAAAUAGAAUAGGAUUAAGGUCAAAAUUUAUAUUUCAAACUUUCCCACUGAUUGCAUUGAGCAAUAUACCCAAAGGCUGAAUAUUUAAUGAAUUAAUUAUGUUACAAAAGUGGUGAGUUUUAUAAAUACAUGUAUUCUAUAUAUUAAAUAAUUUCUUAUUAUGUGGUUUAAUUCUUAUUUUAAGUCUUACCAUGCUAAAUUAAGGGUAUACAGCUAUAUUCUAAUGACAUUUUUUUGCAAAAUGAAAAACGUUAUGUCAUUUCCAUAAUCUUAUGGUUGAUUAUUGAAGGAGUUAAAAUGGAGAAUUUUUCUGUGAUUUAACACACAUUUCUGUACAUUAACUUAAUAAAUUGUUCCGAAACAAAUAUUGUACUGCUAUUUUAAGUAGAAUUUUAAUUGUUUAGCGAUGAUUUUGCAUAUGACGUGCCAUUUGCUCAUAAGGAAAUAUAUCAAUAUAUUGCUUUCAUAUAUACAUUUAAGAUUUUUUUUUUUUAUAAUUUUAAACAAAAAUUUUGUAAACUGAAGAUAACUGAUACAUAGAAUUACGCAAUUUAAAUGGACUUGUCCAUCUUUCAGUUGAUCUUUCAAAAAAAUCAUUCAUCAUUUUUAGGGGAAAAGUUCAAAAUAUGUACAGACUGAAUAGUGAACAGUGCAGACCACAACUGAUGGCACAGAGAUGCUGGCUGAUCAUGGUCUGCACUGGUUGCACCGGUAAUUUGAGUCUUUCCAAGCAGACUGAAGAUUAAACUAAUAGCUAAUUCUAAUGUACUAAAAAUUGUAUUGGAAUUUCAAAAUUAUUAUAAUUAUAAAUGGCACGUUAUGUCUCAGAAACAAAUAACUUUUAUUUCUUUAGAAAGGGCAGGCACAAGUUUUGUAAUGCUUAUAACCUAAAGAAAGUAGUGCUGAACAUAACAUUAUUUGUCAUAAAAGUAUUAAAAUGUAAACAAAGAAGUAUUUUGACUUCCACACAAAAUACCAAAUCAGUAUAACUUUAUGAAUUGCUAAAAAGCAAUAGGAGCAAAGAUGGUGCAUGUAAUUGGCCAGUAAGUUAACCCCCAAAGGGCAGCAUAUGAAAAUCGCAACAUCUGUCUGUCUAUCCGUCCCAACUUACACAAUAUUCGUGUGUGGACUGUAGCUUUGUCAUGCAUUGAAGGAUGCACAAAUGUCUAUUACAUCAUGAUGAUGUGUCACGUCUUAUACCCAUGUCAUACCUUAAAGGUCAAGGUCAUACUUAAAGUUUGCGGGUUUUAAUUCUCACAAUUAGAGUUCACACAAUUGUGUCCAGACUAUGCAUAGAAGGAUUUUUAAAUAACCUAGCAUAUAUGUCUACCAAAUCAAUUAUGUGUCACUCCAGACUCAUGUUCCUACCUCCAAGGUCAAGGUCGCGCUUGUUUGAAGGUACAUGUACUUAUUCUCAAAAGAAGAAUUUGAAGUGACACAUUCAAAUAUGUAGUGUAACUUUGUUAUGCUUUGAAUGAUUUCAAAAUAACAUGGUACAAAUGUCUACCACACCAAGACGAUGUGUCAUGGUUAAGGCCCAUGUCACUUCCUAAAAGGUCAAGGUCACACUUAGAGAUUGGAGGUAGACAUUCAUGUCCGGACUGUAACUUUAUCAUGCAUUGAAGGAUUUUAAAAUAACAUGGCUUAAAUGUCUACCACAUCAAGACAUUUUGUUGUGCCCUAGGCCCAUGUCCCUAUCUCCAAGGUCAUGGUUACACAGUUUGAAGGUGCUCAUUUUCACAGGAAAUUGUCACACUAUUUAGUCACUUGUGAAAAAAAACAACAACAAAAAACAUGGAACAGGAAACAUGAAAUGCAGAAGAUAUCUUCAAGUUAACAACUACUUCACAGAUCAAACUGUUCUGUUCGGGCUUUGUACAGGAAAUUAUAGGCUCAUUGCUCUUAUUCAUGAAAACUUAAGGCUGUCCCCAACCUUGAAAUGCUUGCGUGAUUUGUUACACCAGAGAAAUAAGUUCAAAUUAUGUCCCCAGCAUGAUAGGUUAAAUUAUAUGUAUGGGCAGGCUAUAUACCGCCUUUUGAAAAUAAUUUUGUUAUGUGGUUUGCUAUGAACAAUAUUAAGCAACUUUUUUUCUCUUCUUUUCAUAAAACCUUUCUACAAUACUUAUGAAACCUUUUGGGGGGCAGUUGUCACUUUUGCCUGACAGCUCUUGUUGGAAACUAUAACGGGUCAAAAAUUAUUUUUUUUUUUAGCUUUUUAGAAAAAAGAUUAAAAGUAUAUCUGAGGCAUAAUGGGCCUUUAAUUCUUAUGUAACUAAACGGGUUUUUAACAAUAAUUAAAUGCACAAAUGAGCCGCAUCACAACAAAACCAACAUAAUGGGUUUGCGACCAGCAUGGAUCCAGACCAGCCUGCGCAUCCACACAUCUGAUCAGGAUCCAUCCUGUUCGCUAACCAACUCUAUAACAAGUGGAGAAACUGACAGCGAACAGCAUGGAUCCUGAUCAGACUGCGCGGAUGCGCAAGGCUAGUCUUGAUCCAUGCUGGUCGCAAACGCACAAUGUUGGUUUUGUCAUGACGCGGCUCAAAUGUCAUUUAACCUGGUAUUGGUAUUAUUAGUGUAUGAACCACAUGUAUAUGAUUUUUAUCUCGAUUUGUUCCUUUGGAAAUUGGAAUGUUCAUUUAAAGAAUUUAGAAUUUAGCAAUGCUUGUUAUAGCACUUUAUAAAAUAAUCUUUAACUAAUGGGGAUUUGGAUAUACUUCCAGAUUUUUUUUUUUUUAAGUUGUUGAUUUUAUGUAUUUGUUGGAUAUUUUAAAAUAUUGCAAUGUAAAAGGGAAAGUUUGGGGUGCUUUUUUACUAAAGAUAAAAAAUUUCAGUUAUUUUCCUACAGUAUUUAAAAAAGUUUGUCUGUUAAGUCAGAAAUCAGAAAAAAUGGUGGUAUAUUUAUAUAUUGUUGUGGCCAGUACCUUUCAUCAUAAGAAACAUAUCAGUAUUGUUAAACCUGUAAGAUGCUGAAAAACUUCAAAUUUUAUUAUCUUAUAAUUUUAUAUCCCCAAAGUGAUAAUGGACAGUUCUAUAAAUGGAAGGUGGACAAGUCUAUUUAAGAAAUUCAGCAGAUUAAGGGUUAAUUUUUAUGUAAUGUAAACAUGUAUAAUUUUAGAAUAGGGCGAGUCCACUAUUUAAAUUUAAUGUUAAAGGGACUCCACUGAGGUUUAUGACAUAAGAGAAUUAGAUUUUUUUUUUUCCAAGUAUUGUGUACCAUUUGAUGUAGGUUUCACCAAUAACUUGUGUGCAAGUGUAAGGAUCAUUUGCUCACCCAGUUUUUUCAGAAUCAUCUUUUAAUUGUGCAAAAUGAUGCACAAAUAUAAAUCAACACUUUUCAAUCAAGUCCUGCACAAAAUGUUGAUAUUGAAUUUAAUUCUAAGCAUAUUUCUUUUUAGAAUUUUCCAAAUUAAAUGCUUCACUUGAUCUAUUUAAAAAUUUCAAAUUUGUAUUUAUUUAGGCUUUUUUUGACCUCGGUCGAGUCCCUUUAAACAAUUUAAUAGUGAUUUUAAACGAGAAAGAUUUCAGGAGAGUUAUGUCAUAACUGAAUUAUGAUCUCAUCAAAAGUGACUCAUUAUUGAUGACAUUUUAAAAACUGGUGUGAUUAGUAUAGAAUCUGCAUUCCAUCUAUCUUGAUACACCAUGUAAAUAUUUAUAAAUAUGUUUUUAUCAUUUUUUUCAAGAUCAUCAUUUUAGUUCUGGUUAUUUAUUGUAAUUUUGCCAAGAUGUCAUGAACGUGGUUCUGUUGUACCAGAAUUAUUUAUUUUUUUGUAUUUUGUUGUUGCAAUUUGUUUAUAAUUAUAUUUCAUAUCACAUUGAACAAGGGGCUUUCAAAAAAAUACCCUAAAAUGUUUCAUUUGUGCAACCUUUGCAUAUGAAUAAAGUAUGUGAAUGAAAAAUAA